Molecule: messenger RNA, 1694 nt
Organism: Ostrinia furnacalis (Asian corn borer)
Lineage: Eukaryota; Metazoa; Arthropoda; Insecta; Lepidoptera; Crambidae
Exons: 3
Coding region: 243-1694 (483 amino acids)
Source: RefSeq, a predicted model, not a curated record
GGCGUCCAGCCUGCAUGGUCAAAGACAUAGACUAGGACUGGCUGACGAUAAACGGGACGACGUUUUUCUUGACUUGACUUUUGACAGAGGACGAACAAUCGACGGUAAUUUUCUCAUGAAAUUGUAAAGUUUUAUAUAUUGGUUUUAAGACAAUAAACCAGUCCGACGAAGCCCUGACUUUUUCUUAACCGUCACGACGACGACGGUUCAAGUGGUCCUUCGAGCAUAAACAGAAUCAAAAUAUGGAAACACGCAGUAAGUCAAGGGCCGCGGCUAUGACUACGACGGCAGCCGUUCCAGACAAGGAUGGGCACGACGACAGACAGUCCAUUCGGAACAGCCGCCCGCCUUCGCCGAGCCCGUCCGCCCGCUCUACCACGAGCACUGCGUCGACUGUGAGACGACAACGACUACUACAGAUAGAGCUUGAAGCCGCGGAGGAACGAGCCGCUAUCGCCAAUCGCUUGCUGGAGGAAAAGCUAGCUAUACAGAGGCAGGCGCUGCAAGACGAAGAGUACCUCGCGUGCAAUCUAUCUCGUGCCCAGUCACGCACUUCUUUGACGGCAACAAGAACCAGAGGUACCCAGACUUUUCAUACCGAUUCUAAUCACGUCGAGCGUCAUCAUUCACCCACGCCAGUUAUGCCACAUCAUUCUACCUUUCAUACAAGUCGCCUAGAGGAGAAAAUGACUAAGCUGUUGGCAAGACAGACAUGCUCCACGGAGCUGCCACAGUUCUCAGGCGACCCAGAAGAAUGGCCACUGUUUUACAGUAAGUUCAUUUCGACCACCCGACUCUGCGACUACUCGGAUGAUGAAAAUAUUGCCAGACUUUCAAGGUGUUUGAAGGGGAGUGCACGCGAGUCGGUGUCCGCUUUACUCAUUAGCGCUACUAAUUUGGACAAAAUUAUUAAGACACUGAAAAUUCGAUUUGGUAGACCGGAAUACAUCAUAGAGAACAUGUUGACAAAAAUAACUCAAACCAAAUUCAUACGUCAUGAUGACAUAAAUCACCUCAUCGAGUUCGCUACCAUAGUACAGAACGUCGUUGCAACUAUGCACGCUACCAAGGAGACUGGCCACCUGACAAAUCCGCUACUUAUGAAAGAGGUUGUUAAUAAGCUGCCAUCCAACCUCCGCUACCAGUGGUCAUUUCACGUAGCCAACAAUAUGCAAAGCUCGGUAUUGACCCUGAAUGAGCUAUCGGAAUGGCUAAUGGACGUAGCGAACGCGGCAACCAUUGUAGCGCCGACGCGUGCGACGACAGAAAAUAGACCGAAGGUACAUUACGACAAGAAAUGCGUUUUGACGACGACGCCGGUAUCAACACCUACUAGUACGUGUGUCAGAUGUAAAGGCAAGCACACAUUGAACGAUUGCGCCGAAUUUAAGCGUCUUCCGAUUGAUGACCGGUGGAGCUUCGUGACUGAACAGAAGCUUUGUUUUUCGUGCCUGUCAGNGAGAUUUAAACAACAUACUCGUAGUUCUAUGCAGAACAAGCUAGCCGUUCUCUCCGUUCUGCAUCUAACGCGAAGAGGCACUGAAGUAGACGAAUUUAUCGCUGGCCCCGCGCUGAGUGACGUGCCGAGUUUGCUCAGCGACUACCCGCUGGCAAUUUAUCGGCGCACGACCGGCAUGCUGCUUUGUUUUAAUGCGUUACAAACAUGUAAUGUGGGAAGUAACUAUAAUAUGUAG